UCCGGCAGGAAGUGACGUGUGGGACUCGGUAGACGCGGCUUCGGACUUGUUGCCACGUCGGAGUACUCCAGUGGACCUGAGUAAUUCAUUUCAAACAGAACAGGGGUAACCUUAUUUGAGGGUUUAACCGAAGUCAUGGUUUCCGUUAUUAAUACGGUGGACACCUCACACGAGGAUAUGAUCCACGACGCCCAGAUGGAUUAUUACGGGACUCGACUCGCCACCUGUUCCUCCGAUCGCACCGUCAAGAUCUUUGACGUCAGGAACGGAGGACAGAUCCUGGUGGCAGACCUCAGAGGCCAUGAAGGCCCAGUCUGGCAGGUAGCGUGGGCUCACCCGAUGUUCGGCAAUAUUCUGGCCUCUUGCUCUUAUGAUCGUAAAGUCAUCGUCUGGAAGGAGGAGAACGGCGCCUGGGACAAGAUGUACGAGUACACCGGACACGAGUCGUCAGUGAACUCGGUCUGCUGGGGUCCCUACGAGUUUGGGUUAAUCCUGGCCUGCGGCAGCUCAGACGGAGCGAUUUCUCUUCUCACGCUUACCGGAGAUCAGCAGUGGGACAUCAAGAAGAUCAGCAACGCACACACUAUCGGCUGUAACGCGGUGAGUUGGGCUCCUGCUGUCGUUCCAGGCAGCCUGAUUGAUCAGCCGUCAGGACAGAAACCAAACUACGUCAAACGCUUUGUCUCCGGAGGCUGUGACAACCUGGUCAAACUCUGGAAAGAGGAAGACGGCCAGUGGAAGGAGGAUCAGAAGCUGGAGGCGCACAGUGACUGGGUGAGAGACGUCGGCUGGGCUCCUUCCAUCGGGCUUCCCACCAGCACCAUCGCCAGCUGCUCCCAGGAUGGUCGUGUGUUUAUUUGGACGUGCGAGGACCCCACAGGCAACACGUGGACGGCCAAACUGCUCCACAAGUUCAACGAUGUGGUUUGGCACGUCAGCUGGUCCAUCACCGGAAACAUCCUGGCUGUUUCUGGUGGAGACAACAAGGUGACGCUGUGGAAGGAGUCCAUGGACGGACAGUGGGCGUGUAUUAGUGACGUCAGCAAAGGCCAGGGCGCCGUCUCCACCAUCACAGACACGCAGCAGAACGAGCAGUGACAAAACCGGACUUUUUGACCCCGAAUCUUAAGAUUAACAAAGAUGUUGGACAUUUGGACAAAUGUUGUCCAGAGUGAUGGAGCUCAGACUGUAAUCUGAGUGUUGGACAUAUUCCACCAUUUUUUUUCUUUAGUAUUUUCAACAGAAGAAUCAUUUUCAGUUUAAACAAAUGUUUGUUUUUUCUCGUUUUGAUGCUCAGAAUCCAAACAAUAAGUUUUUUUUAAAUAAAAAUGAACACCCCCUUUUUUGUUUUAGUUUGUCCUGCUAAAAACUCCAACUUCCUCAAUCUGGUUUAAAUGAAACGUUUUGUUUACUUUUCUGUGGCGCUCCAUUCUGCAAACAUUUCACCUCCACAAGCAUGAAAGAUCCCAGCAUUUUAUAUGGAAAAAUCUGGUUUGCCCAAAAGUUGUUUAAACUCAAAGGAUUAAUAACUUUAAGCAUCAUUUAGAUGUUUUUUUUGGAACAUUUUGAUGCAUUUUAUCAUAAGUCAGAGGAAAAAUUACACAACUUUCCAGGUUUAAACUAAAAAAGUGAUUAAUGAUUGAUUAUUCCUCACUUCUCUGCAGGUAAAAUAAAAACCAGCUUUAAUCAGCUACAGAGGAAAAAAAGGUAACCAUGAAUAGAAAAUCAAAAGCAGAAACCAUGAUUGUUUCAUGUUUAAUGUAAUUAAUUAAUUGUUAAUAUUAAACUUUUUUUGCAGUCAUGUUUAUUAUUCGUCUAAUAAAAAAAUGAAAUAAAAAUGUUUCUGCUGCCAGA
Molecule: messenger RNA, 1854 nt
Organism: Austrofundulus limnaeus
Lineage: Eukaryota; Metazoa; Chordata; Actinopteri; Cyprinodontiformes; Rivulidae
Gene: sec13
Product: SEC13 homolog, nuclear pore and COPII coat complex component
Exons: 9
Coding region: 136-1098 (320 amino acids)
Biological process (GO): COPII-coated vesicle budding; protein import into nucleus; positive regulation of TOR signaling
Cellular component (GO): COPII vesicle coat; nuclear pore outer ring
Molecular function (GO): protein binding; structural molecule activity
Source: RefSeq, a predicted model, not a curated record